Marasmius oreades (fairy-ring Marasmius) is the source of this 672-nucleotide messenger RNA. RefSeq lists its product as uncharacterized. NCBI's taxonomy places the organism in Eukaryota, Fungi, Basidiomycota, Agaricomycetes, Agaricales, Marasmiaceae. The record is from RefSeq and is a predicted model, not a curated record. The transcript is spliced from 5 exons. The coding region runs from base 1 to 672 and encodes 223 amino acids. Gene Ontology annotation, biological process: dolichol-linked oligosaccharide biosynthetic process. Gene Ontology annotation, cellular component: UDP-N-acetylglucosamine transferase complex.
AUGAAGACCUCCACGCAACUAGCCAUAUACCCAAUCCUGACUGUUCUACUUCUCUUCAUUCGACUGUUCACAAUUCUCCCUAGUUUGACACGGGAACCCAAACGUCCCAAGAGAACCCGCUCCACCGCGAAACUUGCAGUAUUUUUGGGCUCUGGAAAUGAAGCUCUGAAUCUACUUUCCGCAGUUGAUUUCGACCGUUACACGCCGAGGGUGUACGUCGUUAGUGAAGGAGAUACGCUUAGUGUUCAGAAAGCUCGAGAUCUGGAAUUCACCAGGGGUCAGCGUCAGAAGAAUCAAUUCACCAUCCUGGUUGUACCAAGGGCAAGAAGGGUUCAUCAAUCACUUUACACAACACCGUUCACCGCAUUCCUCUCUUUGCUCAAGUGUCUUUAUCAUGUUACACUAUUACCAGUCCUCACAAGUAAUCCUUUCGCCGACGUACUGAUUGUAAACGGUCCCGGAACUUGUUUCAUCCUCUGUCUUGCGGUUGUUGUGAAUAAGCUUCUCGCACUCGAAGCUCCCCGAGUGAUCUAUGUUGAAUCAUUCGCAAGAGUCAAGUCGUUCUCAAUUUCAGGGAAACUACUCCGAUAUCUUGCGGAUAGGUUUGUCGUGCAAUGGCCUUCGUUACUCAAAGAUGGGAAAAGAGGAGAAUGCCUAGGUUGGCUCGUGUAA